AUCAACUCCAUACUAUCAAUUGGGAGAGAAUUUGUAUGUCGAAAAAUCAGAGAUCUUUGAUCGAAACAAGGGAAACAAGAAAAACACUCAAUUACACUGCCAUAUCCCUUGUUCAAGAGUUAUUGGAGAAGUAGACAGUAUAUAGCAAGCAACACGUAAGGGUGGUAACUCCGAGACCCAUGCAAAUGCAAUUGUGCUAUGGCCUCUCCCUUUUUCCAUUUCUCUCCAUCAACAACCUCUAUCUCUCAACAACAAAAUCAAACCCAAAUUCAACCUCCAUCUUUUUUCCCUCUUUUGAAACCCUGAUUCCAACAACUGCUGACCUCCAAGGACCUCAACAACCCCAACAGUAAGAUUUUACAGUAUUGAGGGUCAAAUGGAGGAAUCUCUUUCGAUGGGUAAAUGGUGCCUCGUUUUGUGAUCAAUCAAAUUCAUUGAUAGGAGGUAAUGAAUAUUUAUUCAUUUGUAUUGCUGGGAAGCCCUGUGAUUGACCUCUCUCAAAAUGGGAAUGCACAGGAGUUUUUUCCAUUGGGGUUGUCCUUUUCUUAUGUUGUUGUUGCCAGAAAGUACAUAGGGGCAUACAUUUUUUGUGGAUGAAUGCAAAGCAGAAAGGGAGGUUCUUGAAUGAUAUAUACAUAUAUAUAUAUAUAUAUAUUGCCUACAAAACCUCUUUCUUGGCAGUUUUAAGCUGAUUUUGUAGGCAGUGGAAUACUAUAAUUGCAAAGGUCCAAUUGAGGUUUUAUGUGGGGAAAUUUUGUUUUGUGAGCUCAUUGUCCAUGUGUUUCGAGAAGUUAUAGUAUCGUCAGUAAUGAGCUCUAUGCGGUACUGACAAUUGGGUCGGUGCAGAGCUCGUUCGUUUAUCUUCCUUCGGCUUCAUUUGAAAAAAAAUGACCAGUGAGUCAUCUGGUACUUUAUCUGAAUUCUUUCAUGAUGGUGCCCAAGAUGACAUAAAUUAUAGGGAUACAAAUGUGCAUAAUGUUUCUGUAGAGACCGGGGAAGUAUUUUCUGCAGAGUUUACACCGAAAAAUGCAGCCAAGAAAGGUAACCAAGUGAGGGGGGAUGGUUUUACCAUUGCUCAAAAUGAUCUUGUAUAUGAGGAGCUUGGAAUUCAAAGAGGUUGUGAGAGUGGUAUGGAGUUCUUGGAUUUUUCUCCUAACAAUGGAUAUGCGUUAAGAGGCAAUUACAGAGCUUAUUUGGAUAGCAUGAGUAGCUAUGCAAUGGAAAUUCCUGGGAAAGGGCAACAUCGAGCAAGGUUCGCAGACGAAAGCAAAGGCGAUAGAGCUAGACCGGGAUCGCCUCUUCAUGCAUCGAAAUCCCUACAUUCGUUUUACCCCUACAACCAUAGUCCAGAAGUUUUGUACAAUUCUUUCUCCGGAAAAAUGAAAUUUAUCUGCAGCUUUGGAGGAAGAAUUUUGCCCAGGCCAAAUGAUCGUAGGCUUAGGUAUGUGGGCGGGGAGACUAAAAUGAUAUCGAUUAGGAAAGACCUAACUUAUAACGAACUAGUGAAAAAGACGACAGCCAUUUGUAAUCAUCCUCACACAAUAAAAUACCAGCUGCCUGGCGAAGAUCUUGAUGCACUUAUAUCCGUGACUUCUGAUGAGGAUCUCCAUAACAUGAUAGAGGAAUUUCAUGAUUUGGAAAGAAGUUCACUACGGCUACGGCUAUUUCUUGUGCCUCCCUCUGAUGCCGAGAGUCUUUGUUUACAGCAGACCGAUGCUGACUAUCAGUAUGUUGUCGCAGUUAAUGGCAUGAUGGAGCCAGGUCUUCCAAGGAACUCGAGCCGAGAGAACUUGGCAAGCCAAAUAAGCCAGUGUGGAAAUAUUAUGGACUAUAGUCAAAGUUGCCAAAGAGACACUCCUCCUUCAUUCCAUCCAUUUGAGAGGCGGAACAGAACCAAAGCAAUGAACAUAUUAGUCCCGAAAAAUCCCACUGCUCAUUGGUUUAAUGCAUCAUCUCAGACCCCUCCCAAGUCAUACGUUCAAUCUCCUCCUUUGUCUCCACCAACAGGUCAGUUUAAAGAUCUCAAACGUUCCCCUAAUAAUUUUGCAUCUCCUGAUGGCCAUGAAUUCUAUAGUCCAUAUGCUGUGGACAAACCACAAGCAGCAUAUGAUAAUUCUUAUAAUCUUGGCAACUCAGGAUAUUGCUAUAAUCAUCCCUCUGAUGCCAUGCCAUUGAGUUAUUACCAAAAAGAGAACACUCAUUUGUUGGAAUCAAACAAGGCUUCUGAGCCCUUUUCUCAAAAUCGUACAUUUAAACGUUGUAUGACUUUUCAACCUUCUUAUCAGAAUGAUUUGGACUGCGAAAUGUCUGUGUCAAAAGAUAUACCACUGCAUUCUGAAAGGCUAAUACAUUCUCGAGACAUUAACUUGCUCCCUAGCCCUAGAGUAGGUUUUCAAGCUAAACCCGGUUAUGGAAUGCAUCAUGCAAUAUCUGAUCCACAACUGCUAUGUGAAGAGAGAUAUAAUGUCACUUCCAUAGAAACAAUAAGCCCAGCCCCUUCAAACUUUAGUGGAGAGAUGUCUCCCUCACUUGAAAUAUUUAGUACUUCACCGGAAAUGUCAAUGCAAUGGCCAGAGCUGAGAGACCAGAAACAGUUAAUGACUAAGAAUGAGCAUCAGAAAACUCUUAAAGAACCAGAGUUUAACAAAGAAUAUGCAGAAUGGGAUCCAAAUUCAAUAAAUUGGAUAAAGCAGAAGAAUGCUUUUUCACCUCAGGAAGGAUCUUAUUUUGGAAUUAAGGAUAUCUGCACGCCAAAAGCUUAUGGAGGCAGGAACUCUUCUAAACCACUUGUUUCUCCCAGUAAUUCAACAACCAGUUGCAGAGAGAACUGCAAUGAUCCUAAUACUUGUUGGGAAACAACUUCAAAGCCACAAGUCGGUGAAAACAGAACUUUUGCUCCACCGCCUAUUAGGGAGCAAUGCCAUGAUCUCAACUCUAGUGCUAAACUUUUCUUUGUGAGACCAAAUGAAACCACAAAUGAGAAGCAUGCUGCAUCUGGAACAACAAAAAACACUGAGGAUGGUUUCUGCUUAUCACAUGAACUGCAACCUGCUUAUCACAUGAACUCCACAGAUACAUCUGGCUUCUUUUUAGACUCGAACGAUCCCCGUAUUACUGACAUACCAUUUCCAAAUUCAGCUUCAGGUGCUGCUUUUGCACAAAAUGUUGCUAUCCGUGGGAAUAUAUCCAAUGGUAAACUGGAAGAGGAAAACUGUGAUCGAAUUUCUAACCAAAAACAUGAUUCUGGGGAUGAAGAAUUUUUUGAAUUUCAACUCUCAGAUAAUUCUCAUCACUGUAGAGUCCAGGAACAGAGGAUUCUUGGGGAAGGUAAUGCCAAUAACACACCUCCUGAUGCUCCCUUAUCUUCAUCUGUUGUAUCACGUGUACAAGACGAACCCAGUGAUGGGCUUCCACCCCUUGGAGAAAACAGAGAAUCUGAGAGUGUUCCCACCAAACCUGCCUAUAAGGAUGACAAAGUUGAUGGUGAUAGUGAGGGCUUAUCUAUCGGUACAAAUAUUGAAAUGGAGGCAGGGAUAUAUGGUUUUCAGAUUAUAAGAAAUAGUGAUCUUGGAGAAUUACGUGAGUUGGGAUCUGGUACAUUUGGAACUGUAUAUCAUGGAAAGUGGAGGGGAACAGAUGUUGCUAUCAAGAUGAUAAAAGAGAGCUGUUUUGCUGGCAGAUCAUCUGAUCAAGAGCAGUUGACUAAAGAUUUCUGGAGGGAGGCUCAGAUUCUUUCCAAACUUCACCAUCCAAAUGUAGUAGCAUUCUAUGGGGUGGUUCCUGAUGGACCUGGAGGAACAAUGGCUACAGUUACUGAAUACAUGGCUAAUGGGUCACUGAGACAUGUUCUUGUGAGGAAGGAUAGAACUCUUGACAAGCGCAAAAAGCUUAAGAUUGCAUUAGCUGCUGCUUUUGGUAUGGAGUACUUGCAUACGAAAAAUAUUGUUCAUUUUGAUUUGAAAUGUGAGAACUUACUUGUCAAUUUGGGAGAUCCUCAGCGACCAGUAUGCAAGGUUGGUGAUUUUGGACUGUCAAGAAUAAAACGGAACACUCUUGUUUCGGGUGGUGUUCGAGGAACGCUUCCAUGGAUGGCGCCCGAGCUAUUAAAUGGAAACAGCAGUCGCGUUUCUGAAAAAGUUGAUGUUUUCUCAUUUGGCAUAGCAAUGUGGGAGCUCUUGACAGGAGAGGAACCAUAUGCAAAUAUGCACUGUGGUGCCAUCAUAGGUGGCAUCCUAAAUAACACUCUUAGGCCUCCCAUCCCUCAACAUUGCGAUCCCGAGUGGAGAAAGUUGAUGGAAGAUUGCUGGUCAUCUGAUCCAGCGGCAAGGCCAUCGUUUACUGAAAUAACAGGCCGAUUGCGUGCCAUGUCUGCAGCUCUCCAUCCGAAGACAAGAGCGAGGAAAUGAGAUUAUACGUUAAACGUAAGUCUUACGAACAAACUCGAGCAGAAAAAUUAUACACGCCCAUUCGCUGUCUCUAUUAAACAAGUUAACAAGCUACAUUCAUAAAUGUAAAUAUUGUAAAGUAUUAAGUUCUGUACAUUGAAGAUAUGAAUGAGAUACCAGAUAGUUUGUCUAAAUAUGUUAUUUUGUGGUGCACUCUUAUUCAAUUGCCUACAAAACUUAUUGCUUAAUCUUUAUUGUGGUGUUCUGUACA
Molecule: messenger RNA, 4656 nt
Organism: Ipomoea triloba (trilobed morning glory)
Lineage: Eukaryota; Viridiplantae; Streptophyta; Magnoliopsida; Solanales; Convolvulaceae
Exons: 10
Coding region: 888-4406 (1172 amino acids)
Biological process (GO): signal transduction; protein phosphorylation
Cellular component (GO): cytoplasm
Molecular function (GO): protein kinase activity; protein binding; ATP binding
Source: RefSeq, a predicted model, not a curated record